AUGGACGUCUGCAGUAACCCUUUGUGCUUCGAGCUGCUGGUAGAAAUAGGAGAAGGCUCUUAUGGAAAAGUGUAUAAAGCCAGAGAGGUAGGGGAGAAACAGCGCCUCCUGGCGGUGAAGAAAUUCAACAUCCGCGGGGACAUGUCGGAGACCGGGAUCCCUGCUUUCAUCAUCCGAGAGGUGGCGCUGCUGCGGAGAAUGAAGCACUUCAACCAUCCCAACAUAGUCAAGCUGUUGGAUGCAUCUGCCGUACCAGUGGGUAGGAGCUUGGACCUCACCCUGGUGCUGGAAUACAUUGACCAGGACCUGUCCACUUACCUCUCCAAGGUUCCUGCCCCUGGACUGAGCCGUGAAUGCAUUAAGGAUGUGAUGCAGCAGCUGCUGCGAGGACUGGACUUCCUCCACACAAACAUGGUGCUGCAUCGUGACCUGAAACCAGAAAACAUCCUGGUCAGCAGCUGCGGAGAAGUCAAAAUUGCAGAUUUUGGACUGGCACGCAUCUACACCUUCAAUAUUGCCCUCACUCCAGGUGUGGUGACGCUGUGGUACAGAGCCCCCGAGGUGCUGCUGAACUCUGUUUACAUGUCCUCGGUGGACAUGUGGAGUGCUGGCUGCAUCUUUGCUGAGCUCUUCCUCUUGAGACCAUUGUUUCAGGGAUACACAGAGGUACAGCAGCUGCAAAAAAUCUUUGAGGUGAUUGGUGUGCCCAGUGAGGAGGACUGGCCCAGUGACAGCCCAGUCUCAUACUCGGUCAACUGGGGACCAAAAAACUCGUGCACUAAGCUGCUGCACAACCUGAGCCCAGACGAGAACGACCUUCUAUCUAAAUGUUUGGCAUUUAGGCCGAGCGGCCGCGUCUCAGCAGCCAAAGCCCUGGCUCAUCCUUUCUUCAUGAAGCACUGAAACUUUGGAAGACGAAUAUCUUCUGCUCCAUCUGCUUUUCCUACUGUCACCUAUACUAACUGCUGUUGUCUUGUGCCA
This is a messenger RNA of Plectropomus leopardus (leopard coralgrouper), 981 nucleotides long. It is a transcript of the gene cdk21, whose product is annotated as cyclin-dependent kinase 21. The record is from RefSeq and is a predicted model, not a curated record. Gene Ontology annotation, cellular component: cyclin-dependent protein kinase holoenzyme complex; nucleus; cytoplasm. Gene Ontology annotation, molecular function: ATP binding; cyclin binding; cyclin-dependent protein serine/threonine kinase activity. Gene Ontology annotation, biological process: protein phosphorylation; G1/S transition of mitotic cell cycle; regulation of G2/M transition of mitotic cell cycle. Lineage: Eukaryota; Metazoa; Chordata; Actinopteri; Perciformes; Serranidae.